Molecule: messenger RNA, 1704 nt
Organism: Manihot esculenta (cassava)
Lineage: Eukaryota; Viridiplantae; Streptophyta; Magnoliopsida; Malpighiales; Euphorbiaceae
Product: serine carboxypeptidase-like 45
Exons: 10
Coding region: 16-1503 (495 amino acids)
Biological process (GO): proteolysis
Cellular component (GO): vacuole
Molecular function (GO): serine-type carboxypeptidase activity
Source: RefSeq, a predicted model, not a curated record
UCUAGUCUUUAUAUAAUGCCUCCCACCAAGCAAUACCUCUUAGCUGCCUUUAGUAACUUUUCUUCUUUUUACACAUCUCCAUCUGGGUUCUUUACCAUCUGCUCUGGAACCAUGCUUUGUCUCUCAAGGGAACAAAUGGCGUUGCCUUUAGUUUUGCUUCUGCUAUUUUUUUCCGUAAGAGUAGAGUGCAACCUCUCUCUUUUUGAUAGAAUUGUUCAGUUACCGGGUCAACCUCAAGUCGGGUUCCAGCAGUAUUCGGGUUAUGUGACCGUUGAUAAGAAAAACCAGAGAGCUCUCUUCUACUACUUUGCUGAAGCAGAAACAGAUCCAGCUUCUAAGCCACUUGUUCUCUGGCUAAAUGGAGGGCCAGGUUGCUCUUCUUUAGGAGUUGGAGCAUUUUCUGAAAAUGGGCCAUUCAGGCCAAGAGGGCAGGUUCUUGUCAAGAACCAAUUUAGCUGGAAUAGGGAAGCUAAUAUGUUGUAUUUGGAAACACCAGUUGGAGUUGGGUUCUCUUAUUCCACUGAUACCUCCUCCUAUGCGGAUGUUAAUGACAAGAUCACAGCUAGGGACAAUCUGGUGUUUUUGCAAAAAUGGUUCAUCAAAUUCCCACAGUACAGAAACAGAAGCUUGUUCCUCACUGGAGAAAGCUAUGCCGGUCAUUAUGUACCCCAACUAGCAGACCUCAUGAUUGAAUUCAACAAGAAGCAGAAGCUGUUCAAUUUGAAAGGAAUCGCUAUAGGAAAUCCAGUGUUGGAGUUUGCUACAGACUUCAAUUCAAGGGCUGAGUUCUUCUGGUCUCAUGGAUUGAUAUCAGACACAACCUAUAAAAUGUUCACUUCAUUUUGUAACUACUCACGUUAUGUGAGUGAAUACUACAGAGGUUCAGUUUCUCCUAUUUGCUCAAGGGUUAUGGGCCAAGUGAGUAGAGAAACCAGCCGAUUCGUAGACAAGUAUGAUGUCACCCUAGAUGUCUGCAUAUCAUCAGUGCUCUCACAGUCCAAAGCCCUUAGUCCCCAGCAAGUAGCUGACAAUAUAGAUGUAUGCGUGGAAGAUGAAACAGUUAACUAUCUCAACAGGCUCGAUGUGCAGAUGGCUCUCCAUGCACGCCUUGUCGGUGUCCGACAAUGGACUGUUUGCAGCAACAUCCUAGAUUAUGAGCUGCUGGAUUUGGAGAUACCAACAAUUCAUACUGUGGGGAGACUCGUCAUGGCAGGAAUCCCAGUCUUGGUAUACAGUGGGGAUCAAGAUUCUGUUAUCCCAUUGACCGGAAGUCGAACAUUAGUCCAACGAUUGGCUGAAGAAUUGAAACUGAAAACCUCUGUUCCUUAUAGAGUUUGGUUUGAAGGACAGCAGGUUGGCGGGUGGACUCAAGUAUAUGGCAAUAUUCUGUCGUUUGCCACCAUCAGAAGAGCAUCUCACGAAGCUCCAUUUUCCCAGCCAGAGAGAUCAUUUGUGCUGUUCAAGGCAUUUUUGCAAAGGCAGCCUCUACCAGAAGCAUUUUGAUAUCAAUUCUUCGAUGGGAAUGCAAAUUCAAUUGUAAGUAAAGUUGGAUUGCUGUUGCAAAAUGGUACCUGACAAUUAUCUGAGAAGGAAAUAUUGCAUUGGUUUGUUUUAUUCUUGGAUUCGUCCAUGCUAUGGAAUAUAGAAAAAUUUUGUAAAGAUUUCCGGUCAAGAAAAAAAAAGUUUUUCUAUUGCAAAUUUUGA